Messenger RNA from Zychaea mexicana, 693 nucleotides. RefSeq names its product peptidase family M48-domain-containing protein. NCBI's taxonomy places the organism in Eukaryota, Fungi, Mucoromycota, Mucoromycetes, Mucorales, Lichtheimiaceae. Gene Ontology annotation, molecular function: metalloendopeptidase activity. The transcript has 4 exons. The record is from RefSeq and is a predicted model, not a curated record. Gene Ontology annotation, biological process: mitochondrial protein processing; protein quality control for misfolded or incompletely synthesized proteins. Bases 1 to 693 code for a protein of 230 amino acids. Gene Ontology annotation, cellular component: mitochondrial inner membrane.
AUGGCCAAGCAAGCGUAUAGUGAAGUUGUGUCCCAGUUUGGUCGACGGAUUCUGCCUGAUUAUCAUCCAUAUACACAGUUUGUUGCACGAGUAGCCAAAAGGAUCGUUAAAGUAUCGGGCAUGGAUAAUUUACAAUGGGAGUUCCAUGUCAUUAAUUCAAAUGAGCCAAAUGCAUUCGUUCUUCCCGGAGGAAAAGUGUUUGUGUUUACAGGCAUUUUGCCAAUUGUGGAAAAUGAAGAUGGUAUGGCUGCAGUACUAGGUCACGAAAUUGCACAUCAAUUAGCAAGACACAGUGCCGAGAAACUAAGCUUUUCAAAAAUCAUCCUGCUCUUGCAAUGGAUAUUGAUGGCCUUUGGCAUUAGUCCUACACUCUUAAACCAAUUCGCCAUGAGCUUUAUACUUGAGAGGCCGUUCUCUCGCAAAUGUGAAACGGAAGCAGAUGAGAUUGGAUUACAACUGAUGGCGCAGGCGUGUUAUGAUCCACACGAGGCUGUGAAUAUGUGGAAACGCAUGGAGAGGGCAGGUGGUGGCGACAUACCCCAGUUCAUGAGUACCCAUCCAAGUCAUAAGAACCGUGUUGCUUACCUUGAGAAAGAGAUGCCGAGUGCAUUAGCUAAGCGUGCAUCAAGUGAUUGUACGACCGAACUCAAGAAUUUUGCAGACAUGUUCAACGCUGAGUGGGUGCGGUGGUAG